AGGUUAAUCAAAUCAGUAUCGGGGGACAGAGGGGACACCAUAGUCAACAUGUUUUCCUUCUACUUUCUCGGCUUCGUUUGUGCAUGUGUUCAUGGAUUUCUAACUGAUGGCUUCAACAAUCUCAUUAUAAACCCUGUUGGUACUCCAGACCCUCUUCUCCACUGCAACCUGAAACCAGCUGAUAUCGUUUUUCUACUGGAUUCCUCAGGAAGCGAAGGUUCUGCCCAUUUUCGUGAGCAGUUGAACUUUGUGAAAAACUUUGUAAAAGAGUUUGACAUUGGACGCUCCAACGUGCAAAUCAGCGUAGUUUCCUUUGCAACAAGAGUUGUGGAAAAUUUCAAUCUUCAAAGAUAUCAAUCAAAGAAUGAUCUUUUGAAUGCUAUUGGCCGAAUUCCCUACAUGUCUGGUUCUACCCACACCUCCGAGGCACUCACUUUUGCUCGUCAGCAUAGUUUUACUCUAUCGGCUGGGGAUAGGGCCCCGGUUACCGAUGUUUUGUUUGUGGUGACAGACGGACAAUCCAUAUCACCUACCAACACGAAGCAAGCAGCAUCGCUUAUUCAUCAAGCAGGGAUUAAAACGUUUGCCAUUGGGGUCGGUGGUUCAAUUUCAAAACAAGAACUUCAGAAUAUCGCCUCUGAUCCUCAGCAUGUAUUUCACGUAUCUUCAUUUGAUGCCCUUCAUCUACUGCAAAGUGAACUCCGAAACAAAACAUGUGAAGCUUUAUCGUACAGUAGUUUGUACUGCUCCAAUCACGUCACAAACUGUGGAUCCUAUGGCCAUUCCGUCUGUAUUUCAUAUGCCCAGUGGGCCAAGGAAAAAUGUCCUCUGUAUUGCGGAUAUUGUUUAGCUCAAGGAACACCAACACCGAUAGUUCCAACAACAUCGACAGCUGCAGCAACCACUCAACAAAGAACAACACUUCCAACCACCCCCGCAGUUGUCACAAAUGGUAUCUGUAUGGACAAGCUCAGCAACUGUCACGAUUACGGGUUGGAUGUUUGCACCAAGUACAGACUAUGGGCUGACGAAAACUGCCCAAGAUACUGCGCCUUCUGUCAAGCACCACCGACUCCUCCAGUACCAACAACUACCACAGCAGCUAUACAGACACCACCACCUCUUGUAUCAGGUCCAUGUGAUGACAAAAUACCCACUUGCCUAGAUUAUCUGGCGCGUGACAGCAAUACUUGUAACAAGUAUUUGGAUUGGUCAACAUUUAACUGCAGAAAAACGUGCGGUAUAUGCCAUGAUUCGAACACUCCCCCACCCUUGGUUUUGUCUACCAUCACGACGACUCUUAAGCCAACAACUCCACUAGCGACGACACUACAUUACGACGUCUGUCAAGACGAGGUACACUCCUGUGAGAGUUACGGUCCGUCAAUCUGUUUCAACUACAAAGACUGGGCCGCCAAGAAGUGUGCCAAGUUCUGUCUGUUCUGUGAAGAAACUACCACCACCACGACUACGACCACAACCACCACCACCACGACUACACCGGCUCCUACCACAGAACCACCUUGUGUGAAUGUCGACGCCGACUGUGAAGAUAGAGGGCCUGUGGUGUGUUUCCAGAAUCAAACUUGGGCUCAGGUCAACUGCAGGGUCUUUUGUGCCUUUUGUACUCCCCAAAGUACUUUUGCUACACAAACUAUACCAAUGACACAAGCACCAGCAACAUUCCUUAUUCCAGCAACUCAGCAACCAUUUCCUGUAACGAACACGCCCACUACGAGUGCACCAACUACAUCUACUACUGAGCCUUCAACUAAUCCAACGAUAAUCGUCAUUGGCUGAUGUCAUUUGUUAUUGAAUGUAAAAAAAAAAAAGGAUAAACAAUAAAUAAUGGAAAAAAA
Messenger RNA from Magallana angulata, 1859 nucleotides. Its product is annotated as mucin-5AC-like. Lineage: Eukaryota; Metazoa; Mollusca; Bivalvia; Ostreida; Ostreidae. Bases 49 to 1800 code for a protein of 583 amino acids. The record is from RefSeq and is a predicted model, not a curated record. The transcript has 16 exons.